GAUAGGAUUGAGGCAUUACGCUUUUGCCCUAUCAAGUUUUUGGCGCCGUUGUCGGGGACUGCCAUACCUUAUUUUUGUUGAUUUUUGUGAGUGAACUAGUUUGAUCUGGGUGUUAGUGUGCAGAAGAAUUUUCAGGUUUAUCUUCCUCGUGCAUGCCAAGGAGAACGAUCGACAAUUUACUGCCACUUGAUCCAUAGAUAGAGAGGACCUGCCGACAGAACAGGAAGCAGGUCAAGUUAGGGAAGCAGCCAACCACAACCACAACUCCUAGGCCUUCCCUAACCCAUAAUCGUCAACAGAGAGGGCAUGCUUCAUCACCUGUCGUCCCUACACCACCACCAUCACCUCGUAACCUUGAACCUGUCAUCAUGGCAGACGAGGAAUGUUCGAUCAGGGCUCGUUUGAAUUGACGGACUGGAGCCCGAGCUUCAUGUGUUGUCAUUCCGGCUAGGGAUGCAACCAUGGAGAUUACCCCCAGCAUUUAUCAACAUGAUCACCAAUGGAUAUACUUUCUCCGGGGCUAGCAAUGAGGAUCCUCACGAACAUCUCCGCCGGUUUGCGAGCAUUUGUGAUACGAUGAAGAGCCCGACUGUGUCUGAUGAUGCAAUCCGUCUUCGGAUGUUCUCAUUCUCUCUGAUAGGGAAUGCAUCACACUGGUUUCAGAACUUAACACCACGUUCCAUCACGACAUGGGCUCAGCUUGAGAAGGUCUUUCUAGAUAAAUACUUCCCACCUGCCUUGGCAAUGAAGAGGCAAGAAGAGAUUGUUACUUUUAAGCAGGCUGAUGAUGAGAGUCUGAUUGAGGCAUGGGAGCGCUAUAAGGGGCUAUUGAUGAGAUGCCCAAGCCAUGGUCUUGAAGAUUGGAACGUGAUCAUUAUUUUCUUCAAUGGAAUCAGAAGGGAGUUUCGGGAUGCCCUGAAUAAUGCUUCUCGAAAUGGUUUCACAAGCACGGAGGCACCAGCAGCAUAUGAUCUGGUAGAGAAGAUCUGUCAGAAGCCACUGAAUGGGUAGUGAGACCAGUAUUCGAAGAAGAGGAGGCUUGCAUGAGAUAAACAUUGUUGUGAGUCUAGAAGCCAAGAUAGAUGCCAAAAUGGAUUUUAAGUUCGAUGCACUCGAACGAAGGCUAGCCAAGAUUGCUCUGGGUAGACAAGAGGAGGUUGUUUCAUGUGAACUUUGCGAGGGUCCUCAUCAUAGAGAUAUGUGUCCAAUGGGAUCUGCUCAGUUGGAAGAUGUCCAAUAUAUCAAUAAUCCGCGAAGUCAAGGCUAGGGUGGUAUGUAUUCAAAUACAUACAACCCUCAAUGGAGACAUCACCCCAACAUGUCAUGGUCAAACAAUAAUCCAGCUGGUGUUCGAAACAUCCCACCUCCUGGUUUUCAACAGCAGCAGCCUCAACCAGAGAAGAAGCCCCAGCUGGAGGAGUUGAUUUUGGCUCAUAUGCAGAAAACAAACAAUAAUUUCAAGGGUCUUGAUCAAUUUGUCACUCAACAGCUAGCCAUCAACAAUAAUAUGCAAUCAUCUAUGCUAGCUAUGGAGAGGCAAAUAGGCCAGAUGGCUCAAACUUUGGCAGAUAUUCAAGGUAGGAUUCCUGGGACUUUACCAGCAAAUAAUGAGAGGAAUCCGAAGGACGCCAUGGUUGUAGCAGUCACAUUGAGGAGUGGGAAGGAUUGGAGGAUCCAAAGAGCAAGAAAAAUCCAAUAGAAAAGGAGGGCAAAGCAGCUGCAGAGGAAGAAAGUGCAAAAGCUGAAAAAUCUGACUUGAACAGGCAAACUGCAUGCAAUCUGUUUGUGCAUGAGCAAUCUGCCAGUGCAACUCCAAAAGUGGAAAAACUCAAGAAGGAAGAGGUAAAGCCUUAUUAACCUCCCGCACCAUUCCCUCAGAGGUUAAUGAAGCCCUUGGAAGACCCAAACUUCAUGAAAUUUGUGAAUAUAUUCAAGCAACUUCA
Molecule: messenger RNA, 1943 nt
Organism: Linum trigynum
Lineage: Eukaryota; Viridiplantae; Streptophyta; Magnoliopsida; Malpighiales; Linaceae
Source: the annotation of a GenBank genome assembly